Molecule: messenger RNA, 1779 nt
Organism: Lentinula edodes (shiitake mushroom)
Lineage: Eukaryota; Fungi; Basidiomycota; Agaricomycetes; Agaricales; Omphalotaceae
Product: X-domain of DnaJ-containing-domain-containing protein
Exons: 14
Coding region: 127-1608 (493 amino acids)
Biological process (GO): protein import into peroxisome matrix
Cellular component (GO): cytosol
Source: RefSeq, a predicted model, not a curated record
AUUCAUGGCCUGGACUGCACUAUGUGACGUAAUCUGCCCAAAAUUUGUUUCCUUGUGCCCAACAUCUCUAAAUUUAUUCUUUGAUUUCGCUUCCGCCGUUCUUUUCUUCUCCUAAUAUUUUAUCCCAUGGCUCCAGUUGAAACUGAAUAUUAUGAUCUGCUGGAAGUUUCCGUCGAUGCUGAUGAUAACCAGCUCAAGAGGGGGUAUCGCAAGGCGGCGAUGAAGUAUCAUCCGGACAAGAAUCCUUCCGUAGAUGCUGAAGAGAAGUUCAAGGAAAUUAGUAAAGCAUAUCAGGUUCUGUCAGAUCCUAAUAUGCGCGCAGUAUAUGACAAGAAUGGCAAAGCUAUGACGGACAAGGAAGGAGGCCUGUCGAUGGACGAUGCCGCGGGUUUCUUUGCUAAUGUAUUCGGCGGAGAAAGAUUCCACGAUUACAUUGGUGAAAUUUCAAUCAUGAAAGACAUGACUGAAGCUGCCAGUACAAUGAUGACUGACGAGGAGAAGGCUGAAAUAGAUAAACAGAUUAAUCCAGACAAACCAUCCACUCCACCAGUUGCAGGCGAACAGACACCUGCGAUUCACCAUGAAGAACCUCCUCCCAAUCCUACUUCCGUCGCAAAUACAUCAUCGGAACUUCCUACAUCUUCACCUUCUUCACUCUCCGAAGCCACAACUCAACCCAACGGAAACUCUUCGCUUGUUAUCCAUGGAGAACAUGCCCAGUCACCGUCACCCUCUCCUUCCCAUAGCGUAGCCGAAAAGGAAAAACUAGAGAAGGAACGGGAAGCCGCUCGUAAGCGCAAAGCCGAACAGAAGGAAAAACUUCGAGAGCAGGAGAAGGAGAGGAGAAAGGUCAUGGAAGCUCGGGUAAACAUGCUCACUACAAAGAUGAUUGAGCGAUUGCGACCUUUUGUUGAUGCGAAACACCCUGGCGACAAGGACGAUCCAGAAACACUUGCAUUCGAGGCAAAGAUGAAACGAGAGGUCGAGGAUCUGAAAUUAGAGAGCUUUGGCGUGGAGCUUCUGCAUACCAUUGGCAACGUAUAUAUGAUGAAAGCUACAUCCUUCUUCAAGUCGAGAAAGUUUUUGGGGAUUCCAGGAUUCUUCUCUCGGCUCAAAGAAAAGGGAACUCUCGCCAAAGACGUGUGGGGAGUGAUUGGCAGCGCCUUGAGUGUACGGGACACGAUAUUGGAAAUGGAGAAAUUACAAGCCAAAGGCGAUGUCGAUGAGGCUGAACUCAAGGCUCUAGAAAUGGAUGUCACCGGCAAAAUAAUGCUUGCCUCCUGGCGCGGCGCCCGUUUCGAAGUUGUUCAAGUUUUGAGAGAAGUUGUUGACAACGUGUUGAAGGAACCCGGUGCCUCGGAAACUGUGCUUCUCAAUCGAGCUAAGGGCUUAAUGCUCAUGGGGGCAAUCUUCAAAGCUGCAGAACCAGAUGAGUCUGACGAAGAGCGUCGUGAGUUAGAGCGAAUGGUCGCUGAAGCCGCACAGCCCAAACCGAAACCGAAAGUAGGCAAGGGUAAAGACACCUCGCGACAUGCUCACCAUGUCAAGGAAACUCCGGACCAGACGACGCCCCAACCAGUGGCCACGGCCGGUGCACCUGCUUCCUGAGAAUCAGGACCUUCGUCGUUUGAGUGUCAACGGUCUAAAAACAUGCAAUUUUACCCUCCUAAUCUUAAUGAUGGUCUCGUAUUUCGGUUCUGCGUUCAUCGAUGUUACAGUUUAUACAUUACUACUCGUCCCACAAUAUAUAUAUAUAUGCGGAUAUACCUGGCUAUCCUC